AUGCACAUGCAGGCAUUUGACUCUCCCAGUGCUUUGAUAAUACCUCUUCCUUCUGAAUGUUUUCACAAUCUUAUUGGACAACAUGAUACAUUUCAACAGACGUUCUAUUAUUCUUGUCUAUGCAAUGUCCUGCGCAAAGAAAUAUGGUAUCAUCGGCCAGACAUGUUCUCUUUCAGGGACAUGAUUAUAUUUAAUGCUCGCAAGAGACAAAUCGAGGCGAUGGACAUAUACGAGGAAACGAGACAAUCGCCUGCCGACCCACCAAUAUCUUUGCCUUUUCAUGUGAUCUUGAAAGGGAUGAUUCCAUUCCCAGAACUAAGAGAUCAGGUAAAAGACGACUUCCUGAAGCUUUUUCCUGGCAUGAUUGUGUAUAACCUAGCCGAAGACUUGUUUGAAAAUCAAGAUAGUGAAGAUGACUAA
Populus euphratica (Euphrates poplar) is the source of this 420-nucleotide messenger RNA. RefSeq names its product pentatricopeptide repeat-containing protein At1g62350-like. The transcript has 3 exons. The record is from RefSeq and is a predicted model, not a curated record. Lineage: Eukaryota; Viridiplantae; Streptophyta; Magnoliopsida; Malpighiales; Salicaceae. Bases 1 to 420 code for a protein of 139 amino acids.